ACACAUUUUAAUAAAUUAUAAAAAAGUGAAGAUGAAUUCAUCCAAUGAAUAUGAAGAAGCUAUGAAAAUUGCUUCUGAAUUAAGUAUUGACAAGCUACAUUCAUUUCCAGGCAAUGACACAUCUCCAUCUGGAGAGAAAAUGCUUUAUUCAAGUCCAAACUCGACUGUGUAUCUGGAUAGCCUAUCGUCAGAAAGUGAACUCAAUAUGAAUAAUUCUCCAAGGAAGGUAAAGGAACUCUGAGUUGUAAAGACAGUAAAAGGACAAGCCUUCUGCUACUUGUUAGGGAAGGAAUACAGAAUCUUAAAGGAGCUCGACCAUCCUCAUAUCAUCAAACCGAUAGAAUUUAACCAGACAAAGACAUUACAGGAGCAGUCUGCGAGUCUCUAUUUACCUUACUAUUCCAAAGGAGAGCUCUUUCAGUUGGUGAAGUCAAAGAAUGGGCUAGGAGAAUCCCUUUCUUGAAGUUAUCUCAAGCAGAUUUCAUCUGCCAUUGAAUAUCUUCAUGAACUGAAUAUUGCUCAUCGUGAUAUAAAGCUCGAGAAUAUUCUGGUGGACGAUGAAGCUAACGCAAAAGUUAUUGAUUUUGGAUUUUGCUACCUUUCUGAGUAUCAGACUGAAGAAGAACAUAGCAAAGAUAUACAAACAAGAGUACUAGAAAGUAGUAUUGAAGCUAACAUUAUGGGUACAGCUGCUUAUCUUUCUCCUGAGUUGAUCGAACUUACAAGCAAUGGAGGUCUCUCGAUUUGUGAUUCCCCUGACAAAAUAGCAGAAAAAUUAGAUAUUCUGAAAGCAGGAGACAUCUUUGCACUCGGAGUAACACUUUUCACCAUGGUUACAGGAGUUGCGCCAUUUGCAUCAGCAACUAAAAAUGACGCAAACUACAGAGCACUACUCCUUGGAAAAAGAAAGAAGUGUGACUGGUUCUGGAAGAAACAUAUCAUUGCAAAAAGUAUGACGGAAAAAGGAUUAUUAUCUGAGGAGUUUAAAAACCUUGUUGAAGGAAUGUUAGAUCCAAACCCUUCAGAUAGGCUAACCAUUUUCUCAGUGGUUAACCAUCCAUGGAUGAGCAAAUUUAUCAAUCCGGCAUCAGAAGAAACGAAUCAAGUUCUGUGAUAGAAUAUUUCUCGGACCGAAUUCUUUUAAAGGUCAGGAAUUUAUCAGGAUAUUUAUUC
Molecule: messenger RNA, 1173 nt
Organism: Moneuplotes crassus
Lineage: Eukaryota; Ciliophora; Spirotrichea; Euplotida; Euplotidae
Source: the annotation of a GenBank genome assembly